Messenger RNA from Gongylonema pulchrum, 282 nucleotides. NCBI's taxonomy places the organism in Eukaryota, Metazoa, Nematoda, Chromadorea, Rhabditida, Gongylonematidae. The record is from the annotation of a GenBank genome assembly.
UUGCAGUUCUGGUCCGGUUCAGAGUUAGCAAAAGAUUUUGUGGAUGCACUUCUGGAAACGAACCCGGAGCUGAGGCUGAGUGCAGCAAGUGCUUUGAAACACGAGUGGUUCGUAGGAACGCGAAAUCAUCUGAAUACGCGCUCAUCACGGUCUAUUCGAAGUGUGACCAGGUCAGAUCAUGGACAUCGCGUGGACCCGCUUGAGGUCGAUCGCCUCGCUGGUGACUUACAACGACUAGCAAAAUUUCAGCAGCAAUCAACGAAACACUACGGCUUCUUGUAA